UUCUCAGUAGAGACCAGGGCUGGUGUGGUCUUCUUUUUGUGUUAGGAUUAGUGCUGGCAGGGCUUUCUUUUUGAGUGGAAAUUAGUACAGAUUUUGCUUACCUCAUCUUGUAUGGCUUUGAGAUGGCUUGACAAAAAUUUGACUUGAAUGUUAUAUUUAAUCAUUUUAAGGGGUACUUGUACCAUUCAGGAUUUUUUUCUGAAGUUUGAGUCUGUGUUAAUUUGUUGCAGAGAAGUGUAGUAGGUUGAUUACAUUUCUACCCUAAGGCUAAUGAUUAUACAGAUCUGUGUUAUUUGCUCCUUCCUGUCUCCCAUCAUUUUGAGACUUCAUUCUGUGGCUUGCACGUGAACAUAUUUUGUGUGGUUUUUCUAUUUGUUUGAAAAGUGCUAUAAAGAAGGGACAAUGCAGUCUAGGCUUCCUACCAAGUAGCAUAUUAUGGUUUGCCCCUGCUGUAGCUAUGGCCCUUAAUAAAGGUUUUUUAUAAACAUAGCAGGUUGUGUUAGCAAAUUGCUGAGCGUUCUUGUGCUUCAGGCUAAUUGAGGAACCAGCUUGUAGGACUCUUUCUCCCAAUGAAAAUGGGGGCCAACAGGUGUACCACCUUGUAGGUAUAAAUACUCACGUUUCAGUAAACAGAGAAAAAGUAGGCUCGUGUUUUGCCAGUGUCUGAUUUUGACUGUAUUUUCCACUGUGUACACUUUUGAUGUAUAUGUGUUUCUGUUGCGCACACCUUCCACUUGUUACUUUGCUCUGCACCAAGAAGCUUACAGUUGACGGACAUUCCUGUUGCCUUUUUAUAUUGGAAGCAGCAACACUGAGGAGGAAGAUGAGAUGUUAUGUGAACUGCCAGCCCCCGUGCACUAAUGGUUCCUGCUCUUUAACUGGUUGCUAGGUCUGUUCCGCUCUAACAGUUAGUGUUUUUGUUCAGUUACAUGUGAACUGUAUCACAAGUUUUGUGCUUGACUUUUUUUUUUAUCAUUGAUUUAUUUUCCCAUCUUACUAACCAUGCCUAAUUAUGUAUUUUAAAAUUUUAUUAACAGCUGCAUGCCAAUCCAUUUUUUUUUUUGUUUGUUUCAUCUCCCAAAAACUCAAUCAGUUCUAGCCUGGGUUUUGCUAUGUUUGUGUUUUGGUUUCUAGUGGUGGGGCAGUCUUGCACGUAACAUUUCAGGCUUAGAUAAAGGAGCCUGACACACAGAUCAAGUAACUACAGCAGAGACUAGUGAACUACAUCCUUUGUCUUCUCUUUCACAGAGUGGUGCUGUCUAGGUGAUGGAUAUGGUUGUAUAAACAGCUUGUGAUUUUGUUUGGGUUUUUGUUUUAGUUUUGGCUUUUUUUUUUUUUUUUCCUGUUUUAAUGAUACACACUUGCCCUCCAGCAACACAUUGAAGUUGCCCAGCACGUCAUCAAGAGAAUGUAGCUUAGUUUUCCCAACAGUUCCAGAUAAUAUCCUCACUCCACUCUCUUCCAAGGACAUUCACCUGGUGAUAAUAUCGGGCACCGUUUGCUCCAGAAACAUGGAUGGAAGCUUGGCCAAGGACUGGGGAAAACUCUACAGGCAUUUUGAUCCUGGACUUGUUGUGGUGAUGGUAAACUUAGCAGUGGAAGAACGGAUCCCAUCCCGAUUGUUGUCAAAUAUGAUGUCAUGGGCAUGGGACGGAUGGAAAUGGAGCUGGAUUAUGCAGAGGAUGCUACAGAACGCCGACGUGUCCUUGAAGUAGAAAAAGAAGAUACAGAAGAGCUGAGGCAGAAGUACAAGGAUUUUGCUGACAAAGAAAAAGCAAUAGCUAAGGCUUUGGAAGAUCUGAGAGCAAAUUUUUACUGUGAGCUGUGUGACAAGCAGUACCAAAAACAUCAAGAGUUUGACAACCACAUCAAUUCAUAUGAUCAUGCUCACAAACAGAGGCUGAAGGACUUGAAGCAGCGAGAAUUUGCACGCAACGUUUCAUCAAAGUCUCGUAAAGAUGAGAAGAAACAGGAGAAAGCCCUUCGUCGGUUGCAUGAACUUGCCGAACAAAGAAAACAAGCAGAAUGUGCUCCUGGCAGUGGCCCAAUGUUCAAAGCUACCACUGUUGCUGUUGAUGAUGAAAAUCGAGAAGAUUCAGUCUGCAGUACUGUUGGCUCUUCAGUUCAAGCAUGCACCAACACAAACUCAGAAAUUGCCACUACAGGCAAAGGGAUUAUUACUGUUUUGCAGGGAAGCAUUUCAGGACUGCCAGCACACGUUAAUACUCCACCUGUGCCUUCAGCAAGUAUCAGUAAGAAUAAUUCCAAUGUGGCACUACAGAAAUUGGGAGUUUCAUUUUCAUUUGCAAAGAAAACUCCAGUAAAACUUGAAUCCUCUGCGUCUGUUUUUAAGGAACAAGGUGAGGAAGUUAAUUUGGAAGAACAAGUUGAUAGUGAGGAAAAGGGUUCCUCUGACAGUAGCAUCUUGAUGAUGCCUACUGAGAUAGAGCCCAUGGGAUGCACUGAAAGUAAAGAUGAGGAGGAUAUCCAGCAAGACAAAGACAAUGAAACUUUGGCUAACACAUUAUCCAAAUUAAAAAAGAUGAUGAAAAAAGAUGAGGGAUCCGUUCAGUCAGAACCUGAGUACUACUAUUAUAUGCCACCAGCACACUGCAAAGUAAAACCUAAUUUUCAGUUCUUGCUGUUUAUGAAAGCUACAGAGCAAACACAGUCUUCCGUGUGUGCAAGCCUGAACAAAGAACAGGAUACUAAAAAGAAUUCCUCAAAUCCUAAAGAUGAAGGAGUUGAGGAAGUUGUAGAAAAAAGUCCAGAUAUAAAAGAAUGCAGCGUUGAAUUAAAAGGAGCAGAUUGUAUCCAGCCACCCCUUAUCCAGCCUCCAGAGCAACAUUGCAGUGCUGAAGUUAAAGAGAAUACUCCUGAGAAGGUGAAUGAACAGCCUUUAGAAAUAAAAGCAGAGGAACCAAGUACAUGUGAAGGCCCUAAACGGUUGUGUUCUGACAGCAAAGACUUUGAUGGACCUAAACAACCAACAGGACCUUUUUUCCCAGUUUUAAGUAAAGAUGAUAGUACUACCCAUCAGUGGCCUUCAGAGCUGUUGAUGUUCACUAAGGCGGAACCUUCACUGUCUUACAGUUGCAACCCACUGUAUUUUGACUUUAAGUUGUCCCGAAACAAAGAUGUUAAACCUAAGACUGCUGAGAAACUUAAGGAGGCAACUGCUUCUGUGCCAGUAUCAGCUGCUGGCAGUACCUGUAAAAGCCAGAUAGCUGAACCCGUACAACACAGUGUGACCGCAAAGGUUGGGAGUAAAGCACCAGUUAUUGCACUUACUGCACAGCAGCAGAAUCCAUGCUUGCCAAGUAGUAGCAAAUCAGAGGAUGUUCAUGGUGAAGCAAAUAAAACUUUGACAAAAAAAGAGAAAAAUUCUAAAUCUCAUAAACACAAAAAGAAGAAGAAACACAAAAAGUCCAGUAAGAGGAAGCGAAAACAUCGAGGAGAAGGAGAUGAGAAAAAUAAAACUGAAGGUGGGGAAGAAAAAACAAAGAAGCGGAAGAAGCACAAGCAUAAAAAAAAUAAAAGUACACCAUCUGGGGAUGCAGAACUUCCAAACAAGCCUGAACAAACAGAGGAUGGGAAUACCAACCAUAAAAAGAAGAAAAAUUCACAAGAUGAUGUGCAACAGAAGUCAUUGUCAGUUGAAGAGGGUACCAGUAGUAAAAAGGAUGAGAGGUCAAAUGCACAGGAUUAUAGCACCAAGAAGCAGAAAACAGAAACACAACAGUCUUCUGCUCCCUUAACAAAAACGUCUUUGAGUAAAAGGGUAAGUAGGUCGAGCUAUACAAGUCGACAUAGCAGUGAAAAUGACAGUAAUGAAGAUUCUCGUAGAAAACACUCUAGACAGAAGUCUUCAUCACGUUAUAGUGAUGACUAUGACUCUGAUAGUGACCGUUCUAGAAGUCAUUCAAGAAAGUCAAGACAUCGCCAUUCUUCUAGAUUGUCCUCUCGAAGGUCAUAUUCUACAAGCUCUGAUGCCUCUUCAGAUCGCAGUAGGUACAGCCGUAGCAGGAGUUACUCUGAUGAAAGCUACAGUGACUAUAGUGACAGGUCAAGUCGUCGUUCAAAGCGAUCUCAUAAUUCAGAUGAUUCAGACUGUAAACAUUCCAAGCACAGAUCAAAGAGGCGCAAGUACUCCUCUUCGGAAGAUUACAGUCGAAGCAGAAGUCGCUCUAGAAGUAGAAGUAGGACACGCACCAGAACAAGAAGUAGAGGUCGAACACGAAGUAGUAGCCACAGCAGAAGUCGCAGUAAGACGAGAAGUCGGAGUACAACAGGGUGUAGCUGGAAAAGAAGCCGUAGUUAUAGCAGGGAUCGUAGCCGUAGCAAAAGAAGCCGUUCACGUAGAUCAGUUUCACGAAAAGACUCUCGAAGUCAUGAUAGCUCUAAUGAAAGAUCUAGUCGUAGAGAUUUUAACAGGUCUAGAAUUUAUCGUUCACAGUCUCCGCAUUAUUCACGAUCAUCGGGGAGGAGUGAUAGUUACAUGAGAAAAGAAGAAAGUAAAUUAGACAGUGCAAAGGCAAGCAGCAGUAAUAGCAGCAGUACUACUACAGGGAAGCACACACCAAGUUUGGGUGAUAAAAACUCUGCAACUGCGAAACUACUACUAGAAAAGAUUCAGUCAAAAAAAUCUGAAAAAACAAAUGAGGAUUCUUCGUCUUCAUCAAAUAAAGUUGGUAUAAAACUUAAAGAUCCACCUCAAGGUUACUUUGGCCCCAAACUUCCUCCAUCACUAGGCAACAAGCCAGUCCUUCCUUUAAUAGGUAAACUUCCAGCAACUCGGAAGCCAACAACAAAGAAAGCUGAAGAUGCUGAAGUGGAAAAAGUGGAAGUACAAGAUCUGCCUGAAAUAAGCAGCUCCACAAAUGAAGUGGAAACUCCAGUAGUAACUCAGCCUGUUCAGAGUGAAGUUGCAGCUGUGCCAGAGAAAGUAGACAGUGUAAUACCUGUAAGUGAACCAGUACCAGAAGUGGUCCAGACCGUGCCUGAUCCACCUCCACCUCCACCACCACCACUUCCAGAGUGUUUUAAUUCUAAUGAACAAGUUUUGUCACAUACAUAUAUUGUAGAGCAACCAGAAAGAACUUUGGAAAAUUUGGGAAGUGACUGUCAACCUGUCCCUGUAGAAACUGGAAUGAUGCAGAUAGUCCCUGAAAUAGAACAGUUUUCAAGUUAUGUGCCUCAAGCUGGAGAACCAGUCAUGGAAGAAGAGCCAGAAGAAGCAGAUUCUUCCUUGGCUCCACUUGAGAGUCAGCCCAUUACUUUUACACCUGAAGAAAUGGAAAAGUACAGCAAACUUCAGCAAGCAGCCCAACAGCAUAUUCAGCAGCAGCUCCUUGCUAAACAGGUGAAGGCUUUCCCUGCUUCUGCGGCACUGCCUCCAGCUCCAGCCUUGCAACCUAUUCAUAUUCAGCAGCCCAGUGCUGCAGCCCCAACGUCCCUUGCUACAGUUCAGCAUGCAAUCCUGCAACACCAUGCUGCAGCAGCUGCUGCAGCCAUCGGAAUUCACCCCCACCCUCAUCCACAGCCUCUUGCUCAGGUACAUCAUAUACCACAGCCUCAUUUGGCCCCCAUCUCCUUGUCACAUCUUACACCCUCUCUUAUUCAUGCACAUCCAGGCGGUUUUCUUACUAGCCAUCCUAUACAUUUUAUUCCUGCAUCAGCUCUUCACCCCCACCUUGCUCUUCAUCCUGUGCCUCAUGCUGCUCUUUAUCCCACUCUUUUUGCACCACGACCCACUGCAGCUGCUGCAGCUACUGCAUUACACCUUCAUCCCCUUCUGCACCCUAUUUUCUCAGGUCAGGACUUGCAGCAUCCUCCCAACCAUGGUACAUGAGAUUAACCAAACAGUGAAAUGAAGAGUAAACUGGGGGUCAUUGUGCUAUGGGGAAGAGGGCAGGUUAUGCAUGAUGAAGAUUUUUUUUAAACUGUGAAGAGCCAAAAAGGCUGAGAUGUUUGGGAAGAUUAGGCAGAAUGCGUAAUGUGCAUUAUAUCAGGGAUUUUCUCAUCCUCUAUUGCCAGGUAAACCCAGCAUUGUCUUUGAUGUCAAGCUUUGCAGGUGCUGCAUGUGUGCUGUUCAGAAUAGACCUUUAUAAGGCCUGUUUCUUUAUCCACCUUCUUUUGUAGGAUCUUCUAAACAGUUAACUUAUAACAAGAUGAAAUUAGCACUUUGGUUUUGUUUCCUCACUGCUGUUUAAAAUUUGCCUGCCUUGUGUAUUAGCAGAAGUCACCCUGCAUCUAAACCUUCUAAAGAAACUGCUAUAAAUAAUUUUCUGGUCUUUUUACAGUUGAGACACUACGUUGUUUUCUGGACUGCACUAAAAGAAAGUAAUAGAGAUGGCUGAUAAUGUCUUAAACUUCUUUGGCCAUUAUCAACUUAAAACAGAUUUUUAUGGCAAAAGAGAGGCAUAAGUGUAGCAGUAUCAUGCAGUGUUAAAAUGAGUUGCAUGUACCACCCUGCUUGACUUACAGAAAUCUUUGAGAUGCCUGGUGAAGCCUGGUGUUCUUUCUUGACACCACCACCAAGAAUGUUCCACACUGAAGUGGUAACUUCAACAGUUCUGCAGAGUGGCUUUUUGUCAUCUAGGGGUCCAUUUUCAAAAGCAAAUGAAGUUUGCAUAACCAGUCAGUGCUUGGGUUUGCCCCAUAUUCGUUGGUGUGCAGAGCUUAAAAAUGUCUUGUAUGCACAUAUGCAUACAUAUGUGGGAGGAUGUGCAUGUUAAAAAAGCCAAAGGUCAGUCUGAGGUUGAGACUGAGAAGUUCCUUGUUAUAAAUCGAAGCAAUAUCAGACUGGAAUCCAUAAUUCCAAGAUGAAAGGAUAGAAGUGGAAUAUAUUUUGUUCCUGGUUCUGUUGCAACAUGUUCACAGUUGCCAGAAAAAGUUUGUUUAAAAAAGUAAAGAAUUGCACUGAACUCUGUAAACAAAUGCUGCUUUUGUAGCUGAUAUAAAAUGUUACUUGAUUGUAAUAAUACUGCAAUAAUAUUUCUACAUAUGGCUAAUUAAUUUAGUGGUACUAGUUCUAACUUUAGCAGCUUUAUUCUGUAAAUAUUUUUGCUGUAGUUACAAAACACUUGUAAAGAUCAAAAACUUCACAUCUUCAUAUGGAUGGGAAGUGGUGAGCAUGUAUAUUUUAUCAAAACCCCUGUAUUUUUGAAGUUUUAUGUACUGUAAAAUGUUGGGAUAAAAGUUUACCAAGUCUAAACUUUUGUUUUAGAGUUUGCAUAAGAAAUGCAUUUAAUAAUACAUUAUUCUGGGUGCGGAAAGAGGAUCAGGAUGUGGAGCUGUAAAAUAAAGUCUUAAUGCUGGGGUACAGAGUUAAGUUUUAGUUGCAAAAUGCCUUUUGAUGACGAAACAUGAGAUUUAUGACUUGGAUAACAAAUUCUGGUCUGCGAUGUCAGGAGGUGCUUUGCCUUUUUAAGGGGUGAAUAAAAUGUUUUGGAGAAUCGUUGAAGCAGGGGUAGGGGGAACUUUAUUUCAAAUCUCAGCAGGCAGACGAGCCUGUAUUCACAGUCAGGGAAGGACGUCCCCAAAUACUUAAUGUUAAUUUUAAUCCUCACCAUAAAAACUUUGGUUUACCUCCAUAUUCUAGUAUUAUAUGUUCCAUUCCAAGAAGGGAAUGAUGGCUUACAGUCUUCAUUGGUGUCUGGGCUGUGGUCUAGUUUUGUAUUCUGGUGUCACGUAAAACAUUUUCUUUAUAAAUGUAAAAAAGAGAGGUAUGCAAAAAUAGCCUAACCUGUUACAGUUACAAAACAUAUUUAACACUGUCAUUUAAUUGAAUAAUUGCUGUAUAGUGGAUAAAAACCUUCUAAUAAAAUAUUUCUGAAAGCUUUA
Messenger RNA from Protopterus annectens (West African lungfish), 7845 nucleotides. RefSeq names its product G-patch domain containing 8 (gene GPATCH8). The record is from RefSeq and is a predicted model, not a curated record. The transcript has 8 exons. Gene Ontology annotation, molecular function: nucleic acid binding. Lineage: Eukaryota; Metazoa; Chordata; Ceratodontiformes; Protopteridae. Gene Ontology annotation, cellular component: nucleus. Bases 1640 to 5851 code for a protein of 1403 amino acids.